Racocetra persica is the source of this 336-nucleotide messenger RNA. Lineage: Eukaryota; Fungi; Glomeromycota; Glomeromycetes; Diversisporales; Gigasporaceae. The record is from the annotation of a GenBank genome assembly.
AGUGACCCCUUGACAGUUUCUGCCUUAAAGCAGUUUAUUGACAAGAAACCGCAUUAUGUAAGUAAGGAUUGUUGGAUACGCGAUGCUGCCUUGGUAGCUAUUAGUUCCUCCAAGACUGACCAGUUUGCAAAUGGGAAGUUUAUUCCUAUAGAAUAUGUAAAUACAGAGGUAACAGUUGGGGCCGUUGGUGCUAUUGUCAAAAGAAUAGAUUUACAGCUCAUAGCAUUAGAAUUGGUGGGGCAACAGCUGCAAUGGAAGCAGGACAGUUUUCUAGAAGGAUGGAUUUUGCUAUUUAGCGAUCCUCUUCUAAUCCCAUAUGUUUUUCAGCUUUGUUAA